Molecule: messenger RNA, 491 nt
Organism: Rosa chinensis
Lineage: Eukaryota; Viridiplantae; Streptophyta; Magnoliopsida; Rosales; Rosaceae
Product: protein translocase subunit SecA, chloroplastic-like
Exons: 4
Coding region: 138-491 (117 amino acids)
Biological process (GO): protein import; protein targeting
Cellular component (GO): membrane
Molecular function (GO): ATP binding; ABC-type protein transporter activity
Source: RefSeq, a predicted model, not a curated record
AUUUAUAUGAUCCCCUCGAAUAGUGGGCAUCUUAUGUUCUGAAUGCCGUGAAAGCAAAAGAACUGUUUCUUAGAGAUGUAAAUUAUAUAAUUCGUGGCAAAGAGGUUCUUAUCGUUGAUGAGUUUACAGGACGAGUUAUGCAGGGGAGGCGGUGGAGUGAUGGACUUCACCAAGCAGUUGAAGCAAAAGAAGGUCUGCCGAUUCAAAACGAAACUGUAACUAUGGCAUCUAUUAGCUACCAAAACUUCUUUCUCCAGUUUCCAAAACUUUGUGGAAUGACUGGAACUGCAACAUCUGAAAGCACAGAAGUUGAAAGCAUAGACAAGAUUAAAGUUACAAUUGUCCCCACAAACAAGCCUAUGAUAAGAAAGGAUGAGUCUGAUGUAGUUUUCAGGGCAGCUAUAGGUAAAUGGCGGGCAGCUGUAGUAGAGAUUUCUAGAAUGCACAAAACAGGUCGCCCUGUACUCGUUGGCACAACCAGUGUUGAGUAG